Molecule: messenger RNA, 889 nt
Organism: Microplitis mediator
Lineage: Eukaryota; Metazoa; Arthropoda; Insecta; Hymenoptera; Braconidae
Gene: bcn92
Product: LYR motif-containing protein 4
Exons: 2
Coding region: 579-872 (97 amino acids)
Biological process (GO): iron-sulfur cluster assembly
Cellular component (GO): mitochondrion; L-cysteine desulfurase complex
Source: RefSeq, a predicted model, not a curated record
AAUUAAAACGUUCUGCGGAUAACUGUUCAAUGUUCAUCUUCAUCAGCUCAGCUGUCAACAAUUUACGAGCAAAGUCGAGCACGUCAUCAGCUUAAUAUUCUGUUGGAUUUUUGAAUGAAGAAUUUUUUUUUCCCUUAUUAAGGAGCUUCUGACACAAUUUUGAAGAUUGGAUUUUGCUUGAGAUGAUCUAGAAGAAAUCAAGAAAACUUGUGAUAAAGUUAGUAGACAAUCAAAAAUUUUUGAAUUUUUUUCUCAGCAAAUCAAUUACAGAAAAAAAAUAAGAAUAUGCACAUGAAGAAAAUUUUAAAAAUUGUAGGCGCGAAUUUUUAAAAAUAUUUUUUUCUUAUAAUUUAUAAUUUUUAAUAAAAUUAUUAAACGUCAGCUAACUUCAGAGGUAAAAUUUUGAAAUGCAUGUCAUUUUCAUGCCACCCACCAGGUGGCUUAUUCAGUUCGAGUUUUCGACCACGUGAGCCAGUAAAAAACAAAUAAAAAGUAUCAUCUGAUUAUUAAAAAACUUUUUUGUAUAAAAUAUAAAAGCUGGGUAAUAUUGUAAGUGUGUUUAAUGUUAGAUAAAUAUAAUGGCUUAUGGUCGUGAAGCUGUUUUGAAGCUUUACCGUAAUUUGAUUCGUGAAAGUAAAAAAUGGAGUUCCUACAACUACCGUGAAUAUGCUCUCAGAAAAGUAAGAGACGAGUUCCGAGAAAAUAAAACCCUGCAAGAUAAUAAUUUGAUACGAGACUGUUACAAUAAAGGCCUUGAGAAUUUGGAAAUUAUUAAAAGACAAGUGAUUCUGAGUAAUUUGUACGGCACGAGGCCUCUGGUUAUUGAAAAUAAACACCUGGGCAAAGACAAAGUGCACCCUAGUGCUAAAUAAUUGUCAAGUUUUUUGUU